This is a messenger RNA of Rotaria socialis, 681 nucleotides long. Lineage: Eukaryota; Metazoa; Rotifera; Eurotatoria; Philodinida; Philodinidae. The record is from the annotation of a GenBank genome assembly.
AUGGCAAGAGUUGGUCCAUUGAUAUGGUUUUGGUCUUUAACUAUUUUACCAUUCACUGCUAUUCUCACAUUUAUUUCAACAUUGAUUGUAUGUAUUCAAAUUCCUAAUAAUGCACCGAAAGAUGAAAAAUUUCCUCAAAUUUCUCAACUUGGUACCGGUCAGGCAUAUCCUUAUUUUGUCACUGGAUUUGUAAUUUUAUCAAUUCAAUUACUGGUAAUUCUUCUUGGCCGAAUUCAAUAUCUUUUCCAAACUCAAUAUAUCAUUCAUCGUGGUAUUAUCAGUGUUGUUCAUGGCAUUGGUCUGUUUUCCAUUGUGUUUCUUCUUCUUAUGGCUAUUGCAAGUAUUGAUGACAAUCCUUCGAUUCAUCUGACUGGCGCAUAUGGCUUGUUUGGACUUAUCUCAUUGUAUUGUUUUCUUCAUACUAUGAUCGUCUUCUAUCUUUUUAUACACCGAUCAGAUGUUCCACAACAUACAAAUAUUAUUUGGCCGAUAUGGUUUCUUUUUUGCAGCAUAUUGCUUAUCGCAUUUUUUAUUGUCUGGCUCCUAACUGCCAAAGGUAUUCCAGAAUAUAUUGUUGCUGCUACGCCUUUUCUUUAUUUUCUUGGUUUGGCACCACAGUUUUGGACACAAGCAAGAAGGAAGAAGCUAGAUCCUGUUUUAUUUGAAAGAUUAUCAUUCUAG